Messenger RNA from Anopheles coluzzii, 6556 nucleotides. RefSeq names its product protein apterous. Gene Ontology annotation, biological process: neuron differentiation; regulation of transcription by RNA polymerase II. NCBI's taxonomy places the organism in Eukaryota, Metazoa, Arthropoda, Insecta, Diptera, Culicidae. The coding region runs from base 1463 to 2857 and encodes 464 amino acids. The record is from RefSeq and is a predicted model, not a curated record. Gene Ontology annotation, cellular component: nucleus. Gene Ontology annotation, molecular function: DNA-binding transcription factor activity, RNA polymerase II-specific; RNA polymerase II transcription regulatory region sequence-specific DNA binding. The transcript is spliced from 8 exons.
UCGCGGGGUCCCGGCAUUCACGUCGCGCCCGUCAAACGGAAACGAACGUCGCUAGCACGCAUGCGCCCGCGCCCGUCGGCCAGUGGAGACACAAGCUCGUCGCCGUCAUCGUCGUCGUCGUCGUCGGAAUCGUUGUCGGUGGCCGUCACUCUCGCCAGCCAAGCAAACCGGGUGGCUUUACCGUUGGUGACUUUCGCGUGAUUUUUCGGCGGUGCCGCGCGCCGUUAUUUGUUCUGUGUGUGUUGUUAUCCCCUCCGUGCUGAGUGAUAAUUUCCUCAACCCCCGCCACAUACACGCACACACCCUUCUGCCGGGUUGUAGGUGUGUUCUCACGUGCGUACGUGUGUGUGUGUGUGCUAUCAAUUGUGAAAAGAGUGUGAUUGUGCAGGGCGUUUUUUUUCUUGUGUGCGCCCCUGCUUUUCGUGUCCAUCGGUUCAAAGAUAACGCGUGUGAUUUCGGUGCCGUUUUGUUUUUGUCUACCUGAAAGGCUACCCCGCAGUCGAGCGGGGUGAGUAGUGGUGUGUGGGUUUUCCACUCCUUUUCGCGUCAAGUGUCACGUCCAACAUACUUCGCUGUGUUUAGUGUGAUCGAAGGAAAAGGCUCCGCUGAUAAUAGGAUCGCAAGAAGAAGGAAAAAUCAAUCGAACGCAACCCAUCCUUCGAGCAUGUGUGUGUGUUCUGUUGCUCAUGCCUCUGUGCGGUGUAAGUGUGUGAAUAUUUGAUCCAGUUUUUCCAACGCAAAGCAGGGAGACGAGUCUUAGUACACGACCGCCUCCAAGGUAAACUGUGGCCGUGGUUCGAGAAAAGGCAGUCACUUUAAAUGUCAAACGUUUUUCAUCAGCACCGUCUGCAAGUGACAUUGAUUAGCAACAAAGUCCUUCUAGCGGCAACCUGAGUCAUUUGCACGCGUCACUGAAGGGCGGCUUUUCUUCGGCGGUUGCUUUGAUUGCCACCUAAAGAAGACGGAUUUUAUGAAUCAGUAGGAUUAAUGUGUGUUGAAAAUUAAUCGAAAGGUUGUGGAACAAAACAAAAUGUGUGUGUAAAUCGUGUAUAGAGUGAAAUAGAGAAAAAAAUAUCUCCUCGGAAAAAGUGCCCCAGUAAAGUGUGAUGCAAUUCCAGUUCAAACCGUUCCCUUUUAAUGCAGUUCAAAGCUAGCAUUCGGUAGCCAGCGCAACCGCUCCAAGGACUGCUGCGUGAAAUUGCCAACGAAACUGUCAACCACAAAGUUCGCACCCGUUUGCCGUCCGUACGGUAGCGCUGCCAACAGACCGAACCUGCUGGAACCGGCUGGUGGCGUUGGUGUUGCUGGUGGGCAGCCCGUUCCGGUGCGGAACCGUUUCGUGAACACGUGCGACACGGUGGCUACGGUGACGCUGCACACGGCAGAACACGGGGUGCCCGGUGCGAGGACCCCGCUCGGUGUAGUACCGGUCAACAGCAUCCACCAGCCACCGAUCUCUCACAUGGGCGUGUGCGCGGAGGAGCGCCCCAUAAUGCAUUGGCACCCGAGUGCUCGGUUUCUGGGGCCGCCGCGAGAGCGCAGCCCGGACCUGUCGAACGCCUGCCAGCUCAACAGCAACAACAACAACCUCAACCAUCGGACCUGCAUCUCCUGCACGGACACGUGCGAGCACAGCCUGAAGGUGGCCGGCGGCAACGGUUUGCUGGGUGUCAACCAUCAUCUCUACGCGGACAGCUGCCACAGUUUCGAGUCACCCGAUCGGUUGAUAGCGGACAGACCAAAUUACUAUGCCGAUCUCAACCGGAGCGACUGCUCGGACAGCUCCAGCGUGCUGAAUAGCUGCAUCCAGCUCAAAUCGGAACCACCGGGCGGUCCGAGCAGUCCGGAAUCUUCCAACGAGUUACCGUCGACCGGGCUGGACGAGUGUGCGGGCUGUGAUAUGCCGAUUCAGGAUCGCUUCUACCUGUCAGCUGUGGAGCGCAAGUGGCACGCUAGCUGUCUACAAUGUUGCAUCUGCCGGCAAACCCUCGAAGGUGCCAAUUCCUGCUUUUCACGCGACGGCAAUAUCUACUGCAAAACGGAUUACUACAGGGUAUUCGGUUCGCGACGGUGCUCCAAGUGUUUGGCGUCGAUCAGUUCCUCCGAGCUGGUGAUGCGCGCCCGGCAUCUGGUAUUCCACAUACGCUGCUUCUCCUGCGCUGUCUGCAACACGCCGCUGAACAAGGGCGACCACUACACGAUACGGGACUCGGCCGUCUUCUGUCGAUCACACAUUGAGCUACCGCUGGAGGCGGCCACCACCCCGGGGCUACCGGGGAUGCCGAUGCAGUGUCCUUACCAGAGCCAGUACGGUACCUCGCCGGUCGCCCCGCUCAGCCCGAGCGACUCGACGACGAGCGGCGGCAAGCUGAACCCGGCCACCUACUACCCACCGCACGGCGUCACCGGGCUGCCGCAGCAGCCGCGCCAGAAGGGCCGGCCCCGGAAGCGGAAGCCCAAAGACAUCGAAGCCAUGACGGCUAGCCUCGACCUGAACACCGAGUAUCUGGACCUGGGAUUUAGCCGGGGGCUCGGUUCCUCGUCCCGGGCCAAACGGAUGCGGACGUCCUUCAAGCACCAUCAGCUCCGCACGAUGAAGUCCUACUUCGCCAUCAACCACAAUCCGGACGCGAAGGACCUGAAGCAGCUGUCCCAGAAGACGGGACUGCCGAAGCGUGUGCUACAGGUUUGGUUCCAGAACGCACGCGCAAAAUGGCGCCGAAUGAUGAUGAAGCAGGAGGGCAAAAUCAUCGACUCGGACAAGGGCGACGGUUCGCUCGACCUGGACGGGUACGUUUCGCACAGCCCCGGUUCCUACAUUAUGGGCGGCCCCGGCAGCCCCUCGUCGCUCGACUAGCAACACACGCAGUCGAGAAUGCAGUGGCAAGUGCAUCUUCGGCGCUGGAUACGACGGCUGCUGGCGGGUGAAGCAGGGCCGGCGGCCGGUGGUCCCGUCGACCAAAACGACGAUACCGCACCGCCGGUGGGUGCGGCGAAAGCUCCGUGAGUGAUUGUGAGAGCGUGCGAGUGGGGGAAGGAGGGGGGGGGGAGGAGGACUGUUGUGAUCCGAGACCGGGGACGGGGAAAGUUUUGGGAAAGUUGCUGUGCAGUCAGGGAGAGAGAAUAAGAGAAGUAACACACAAAAAACAGGUGCGUUAAAGGGCAGAGAGUGAUUGACAUCAGGUGCAAGCAGGCAGCAAGCAGCAAAAACGGAUAAGGAACACCCAAUCAAGCGAUCAAAACCAAUGGAAAAUUAGUUGUUUUUUUUUGUGGCAACAUGCGUGAAUGAGUGAAUGUGCGUGUGUGCGUUUGUGAUUUGUUGAUGAAGUAAGCUAAAAUGGAGAUGAAAAUGUAAACUAACUUCCCCAACUAACUUCUCUCCCCACACACCAAAGGGGGAGUUCCUGUGUGUGUGUGUGUUUGUGUGUGUGUUCGUGUGCGCUUCCCGGUGACUGCCCACGGUCAUGUCAUGCGGUAACACAAUGAUGUUAUUAUAUUCAAAUUUUCGGUCGCUUUUUUCAAUGCUCGUGUGCGUGUUGUUCUCUCUCUCUUUCCUUCAUUUCGAUUAUCCGGCCUGAUGGGCACAGCACCAAAAAAAAAAAACAAACUGUGCCCUGGAAAUGAGGGGAUCGUAAGAGAAAGAGUGAGAGAGAGGGAAAAUAUGUUGCAAGCAAAGGGAAUGGGGCGUGCGCCCAACCAGCAAAGGCAUAUACAAAAAGGCCCAACUUACACCGCCCCGAACAUGCAAUGAAUGCAAUCGAAAGAGCAAGCAUGUCACGCGUUUGCCUUUGUAGCGGAUUCGAUUCUUCCGCCCGCUUCCCCUCUACCGUCAGCAUUCCUGUGCGCUCUGAUGGGUGGGGGGGGGGAUGGGGAUGAAAGCUUUCGGCACCGGCCAAAGACCAUGGUUGCUAUGUGCGUUUGCUCCAUGCCACACUCCCCAUGCCAACCAGUGCCAGUAGGCGGGUACUGGCGUGAUGGAAAAAUCUCACCGCAACGAAACGGCACGGCAAAAACAGCAACAACAGUCCAGCAUGCAGGAAGCGCAAUAGUGAGCAAAGAAAAAAAAACUUGUAGUGCAAGCAAUAAAAAAAAACAGAAGAUAAACUGCAGAAAAAAAUGAACAUAAACAACGCCCAGUACGAAAAAGCAGAGCGAGAGAGUUGAAGUAGUGAAGAGAAAGGGAUAAAACGUAAAACACAAACGAAACUUGUGUGUUUGCAAGAAGAAGAAGAAGCUAAAGCAGAGAUGAAAAGAGAAGAAGCAAUAAUAUUAACAGCAAAAACAAGCACGAACAAAAAAAAACGACAGCCGCUCAUACAGUGCCACAUACACGUGGAGAGAUGUGAAGGACAAGAUAUAGAACAAGAGAAGAGGCAAAAGAACAGAGCAAUGAGAACGGAAGAAAGAAGACAAAACAAAAAAAAGCAAGUACAUUUUAUAAAACCAACGAAUCCACAACGAAUAGAUGACUGAAGUUGAUGGGCUUCGACGAGCGGAAGGCAAACUGUUUGAAAAGCUCGUAGAAAAGAAGCGAAAAGAACCAAACACGAGCCGCGGGAAGUUGGAAACACAGAACACACAGAAUAACAUACACACAUAGACGGAGUGAAGGGGUAAAAAAUGGCGGUCUAGUAUAACCUGGCUAGCUAAAACAUCAUCAUAAACACAGCCAAACACACACGGUUGAUCGCGUAUGGAAGAGAUUCUUAAUAAUAAUGUAUGCACAUAUGAUUACGCCUUGCAGGCGGCAGCAUAGUCGUGGUAUGAUUUUUCUCUUGUUUUCCAACCGUUCAAACAAAACAGUCUGUUAUUUUUUUUGUAUGUUGAUCUAUCGUCUUCUGGUCAACCCUCCCGUGCUGCUAUUUGAACGGCCAUUUUUUUUCGCUGGUUUGGUUGCUCUCCUCGCGUAAGAACCGGUGAGCUUUCCAUGUUAAAGCUGCGUUCGGUGGAGCUUGUGUAUCUCCCAAAGGGGAUAAUCUCCAUUCGUUUGGUGACAUUGCUCAUUGAUUUGAAUCGAAGUUGAUUGAUCAAUCUCCCUGCUCUGGGGCGCACCACGAACGAUUGUAUCCGGCGUGUACUCUCGUCCCCUUCUCGAACGGGCUGGAGACGCUCAUGAAUUGCAAAUCCCGUUUGCCCAGUCGCAGGAUAAUCCUCAAAACCACACACACGCACACACACAUACAAACGCAUCGUAUCCCCACAAUGGAUUGUAAUUCCUUUUCUGUUUGUGGCGUUGUCCACUGCGUAUCCUUCGGUUGGGCUGUAUCUUUGCUGUAAUAAAUUCAAUUCAGCGCGUACACGGAACGGCAAUCACCUUUCUGGGUUUCUGGUCAUUCUUUUGCGGGGUGGACCUGCUGCCUGCUGCUUGUCUUGUUAGCGGAAACGUUGACCCAUUCGCUCGGUGCUGAUUUCCAUUGAAUGGACGCAUUAAAUUUAAUCGUACCGGCUCUUGUCGAUCGAUUGGGUUGAGUGUUUUUUUUUCUCCUUUAAACAUCGAGAAAGCUCACGUUGCAAGCAUCUAAAAGUUAUCAAUCUUUAAACCAAAUUCUCCCAAAAAAAAACCUACUUCCCCAGGCCAGUCUGGCACGGCGCCCGUCUCAAGCGUGAGACAAAUGUAAAAUUUAUGAAACAAAAUGGAGCGAAAAUACUCAAACUGUAGGGUACUACACUAGGAAGUUCAUAAAUUAUGACGUAACGUGAAGAACACAAGCAGAAUUUGGUGUUUUUCCUUCAUCUUUUAGCCUCGUCUGCUUCUCGCGGGACGUCACGGGGACACGGAACUCAGCAUGAGGAGUGAGUUAGGAUAAUUACGAUCGUUACGCUGCCGCCAGCUGGUAGUGGCGCCCUUUCUUCCGGGGGGUGCGGCAAAGAAAGGUGAAAGUAAAUACAUGUCCGCUCCUCGAACCGACGCUCAAAACCGAUGCUCAAAUAAAUAGGAAGAAAGCAAAAAACAACAAACGGAACAAAUUUCAAAAAGGCAAAAUGCCGGGAUGUGUAGCACUAGAAGUAAGUAGUCUUUGCCGUGGUGGUUGGAGGAAUCUCACACCCCUCAGACCAGCGCACGCGGCGGCACUCUGUACAGACAUUUGAUAGCGAGUAAGCUUAGAACGUUAGCCGUCUUUACCUUUCUUUUUUUCCUUUUUUCCCCCGCUUAAAAGAGGAAAUAGUGGAAUAGAACAAAAAAAAACGUGUUGUAACAAUGCGAGCGAGAGACACCAUUUUCGAUAGCAUCCUUAGAAGCAACGGAGCGAGGGGAAAAUUCUUAUUUAUAUCAAAACAAACGAAAAACGUAGAUUUAGACAGUUUUAGGCAGUAACUAUCUUUAAGGAGCGUGUACGUGUGUGUAUGUUUGUUUGGGGAGGAAAAACAAUCGUUUAACUAGUGAUGUAGGCAAAAGGUAUGGAAAUAAUUUUUCGAUUUUUCCCUCUUCUCAAGCUACGAUCCUUCGGGAAGAUGAAGUGAAAACAUAUGGAAAAAAUAGGGAAACAUUUCUUGCAGCUUGGUAGAAUGAACGGACAAAUAAAAAAGAGAGAAAACAAGAUAAAUUAAAACACUA